This is a messenger RNA of Sphaeramia orbicularis (orbiculate cardinalfish), 860 nucleotides long. RefSeq lists its product as uncharacterized. The coding region runs from base 36 to 860 and encodes 274 amino acids. The transcript has 3 exons. NCBI's taxonomy places the organism in Eukaryota, Metazoa, Chordata, Actinopteri, Kurtiformes, Apogonidae. The record is from RefSeq and is a predicted model, not a curated record.
GGACGGACGCACCGACCCCUGCCAUCCCCACUAAUAUGCAAUGGUUUUUUGUGCAGAAGCCGACAGCUGCCGCGUACCGCCGACUUCACGCUAGCGCCGCCGCAUGCCUGUCCGCCGCUGCCGCUCCUCUCCCCGCGCCGCGCGGCAGACGACGCCAUUUGAAGAGGAGCGCUCGGGGGCUUUUCACGCCGCGGCGGCCGGGCGGCAGCAGCAGCGACCGCUCCUCCGCCGCUGAGGACCACCGGCCGCUGGGGCAGCCGGAGGAGGAGACAGCGGAGAAAAGCGCCGCAGCGGUUGCUCUUUUCUUGCCGCACGGGGACGACGUCGACGCGGAAUACCUGCGGCUGCUGGUCUCUGGGCUUGUGGAGGAACCGGGCGCGAAACCGGGCGACGAGCCGGGCUUCCUGCUCUUAUUCUUGUCUAUGGUGCAGAUUGGGGGGGCAAAGCACCGCCGAACUGAGCCCAACAGCUGGCCGGCUCUGCUGGCAUGCAAACAGGGGGGCGGAUCAGCCCCCAUGCGGUGGGUGAAUUUUAGGCUGCCGCAUCCGGAGCGCCUCUCGUCCCCCACCUCCUCUUCCUCCACCUCCUCUUCUACCACCUCCUCCUCCUCCUCCUCCCCCGUCUCGGCCAAAUCCAUGCGGUUUAUUUGGAACAACAUUUUCAGCAAAGGAUCGCAUAUGCUGCAGUGUCUUUGUGGCAGGAGCCUCAAGAAAAACAAGAACCCAACUGGUGAACCAGAGCUGAAGGUAGUGCAGCAUGACGUUUUCUGGUUUUCUCUACGUGGCAUCGUGGAAAGCAUGGACCACAACGCCACGAAGGGAAAACCAGAAAACGGGACCUACAGAGUAACUGGACCAUAG